AACCAAGGGAAUGGAGGCAACAACAUUAUUCAACCGCCUACAGCCGCCACCACACCUGCUCCAGCAAAUCCUGCAAGCACAGCUGCUCCAAGUCCCCGGACUACGGCAUCACCUCGAUAUUUAUCAUGUCUACAAGGAUGUCCUUCCACAAUGGAGUAUAAUCCUAUAUGCGGUUCUGAUAUGAUAAGUUAUCACAAUAAUGGCCGAUUGACAUGUGCUCAGAGAUGUGGCAAAAAUGUUGCCGCCUUGCGAGCAGGCACAUGCAAUCCAUUGACGUAAAUUGGUGACAAUUUAAGUUAUUCAAUACAUUUUUUAUUGUUCUAUUGAAUAAAGUGUAUACUAUUAAUGUCAUCUAAUAAACUCUAACACCGGUAUUCACAAAAAAGCGUUUUGAAGCUCUAAAGAAGGUUUAUUUGACAGCUUUCCUUUAUAGAACUAUCAAAUAAACCUAUUUUAAGGCUGCAUUAAAUUUUGUGAACACGGCCGUAUAUUUUUGAAUUUUUGUACAGAAUAAAAAAAAACUAUAAAUGAAGAA
Molecule: messenger RNA, 535 nt
Organism: Stomoxys calcitrans (stable fly)
Lineage: Eukaryota; Metazoa; Arthropoda; Insecta; Diptera; Muscidae
Gene: Kaz1-ORFB
Exons: 2
Molecular function (GO): protein binding; serine-type endopeptidase inhibitor activity
Source: RefSeq, a predicted model, not a curated record